This is a messenger RNA of Didymella exigua CBS 183.55, 1602 nucleotides long. RefSeq lists its product as uncharacterized. Lineage: Eukaryota; Fungi; Ascomycota; Dothideomycetes; Pleosporales; Didymellaceae. Bases 1 to 1602 code for a protein of 533 amino acids. The transcript has 2 exons. The record is from RefSeq and is a predicted model, not a curated record.
AUGUCUAUCGCUCCAACUCGCGCUUUCUCCCUCGAGGUCGAUACCGCAGCUCAUACACCAACUGCGACCGCCUCAAAUGCCUUCGCUACGGCCGUUCUUACUACAUCUACAUCUAUAUCUACAGCUCUUAGUAACGCAUGUUCUACGAAUAAUGACUGUGCCGACGAUGGUGUCUGCUCGAACGGUGUUUGCUCAAGUAUCAAUCAAGCGGCACCGUUCGCACCUGCUGGAAGCCUGGGCACAGAGUCGACAACACGUUUGGACACAGGAACAGCCACUGGUAUUGGGGUGGGCAUCGCAGCACUUGUGGUCUUAAUGAUAGGUGCUGGGUUCUGGUGGUUCAAGCUCAGAAGAGAUCGACAGCAGCCCAUUACAUCACCAGAAGCACCUCCCACAACACGCGAUCGGUCAGAGUCAACUGCGACCAAAUGGACCAUGGACAACGAUCAAAGGACUCUGGUUGCCUCUAUGCCAAGCAGUCCACAGCACGCUGCGUUCGCUAGGCAAACACCCGAACUACCUACAGAGUUCUACACGACGCCAGGAAAAGUCAUCGAUGCUGAGGGAAAGGGAAAUAAGGAGAUUGCGGCGUACAGGCAGCCCGGCUCAGGACAUCAGCAUGAUCACUUACCAACAAGCCCUGCCGAAAAGGCUCUCCCACCUCCGCCAUCAGAGGAGAAGCGCUACGCGAUCAACGUCAACAUCAACAAGAGCAUGAUUUUCGAUGAUAUUAUGUUCAACGCCGCAGCUUACGCUCAAAGUCCCAUCUCGAAACCACAGGAGCGCGCCCCAAGAUACCGUUUCGAAGAAUAUGUUCCUCCUGUCCUAGCGGGCAACCCUCGUAUCUCUAUUACGAAGACCGCGAGCCGAGCGAGCACGAUGAGCUUCGAGUACGAGCUGGAGAAUUACCCACAUGGUAGCGGCUACAUGCGUUCGAGCAGAAACUCCAGGCCCGACGCCGGUAUUAUGUACAGCGAGCCGCGAGGGCAUGAUCCUAGAGGCAACGCCUUAUCAAAGUUAGAGGGCAGCCUCUCGUUACCAGAGCUUCCACCACCAAGCCCUAGUUUCAGCUUCCGUUCGUACGAUUGGUACCAAGACAUAAUCGGCGGUGACCAAUUUACUAUUGAAGGGUCGAACGAGCUGCCGGCGCUCGAACUGCCAACAACCCCAAAACUACCAAUCCGGAGUCCAGCAAGGGGUGUAAAUCCUCUCCUCUCGAAUCCUCCAGAUUCAGAUUUCCGCUUGGUGCCAGAACCACUUUUGCCAGCGCUCCCUUCGCCAGUUGCGAGCUCACACCUACAUCCGAGCUCCGCCAGAUUAUCUUACUUACCGAGCCCAACAAAUCCCAACUUUCGCUUAUCACCAACUGUUUACCAGAUGCCCAACUCCAACCGAGUGUCAAAACUAGUACCGAGUCUGCCCAGCACCCGGCCAGCGAGCGAGGCCACACUGACGACAAUGACCCAGAAGAGCCGCUUUUCGAGGAGUUGGCUGCCAGACGAGGGUCUGUACCUGCCGGAAGAGGGUACGGAGGACUCCUUUGAAGUGUUCAAGAGCGAGAGGUUGGCGAGUAGGCCGACGAGCUACUCUCCACUCGCCUAG